UGGUUUGCGUCUGUAACUCCGUAUAGCUUUGUUUUGAAUCUCUUACUUUUAUUCAUUGUUGCUUAUUUUUUUAUUACCGUAUAUGUAAUAUUGCCUACCACACUAAUCUGACGUCGCUAGCUUGUAAUAUUUGAAUCUAAAUCGCUGUUACAACGCAUUUGCAUUUGCAGCGCUAGCUUGUCAACUUGUUAACAGUCGCUCGCGCGCUCCUUUUUCAACGCGUUCUUCAAACAGCUGUGGUAAGUCGGAUCAGUCUACAAACACGGUGAGUCAUGUCAUCCUCUCCCAGCAUUGCUACCUGUUCCAUUUGCCACAUGUUUACCAUAGCUCUCUCUGUCAGUGAUGAGGGAUUUACAUGUCAUAAAUGUAGGGAAAUAGUCAGGCUGACAGAGAGAAUCUCAGAAUUAGAGACACGCAUCCAAACUUUAAUCGAGGAUAGUAAGAAUGCAAGGGCUUCAGAUACUGUUUUGGAUGCGACUAGCUUAGUGAACUCUGUACAUUGUUUGGUUCCGGCUGUAGAGCCCGUGCAGCAGGGCACUUGGGUAACGGUGAGGCGGCCUAGCCGCGAAAAACACCACUCUUCCGUUCCAAUAAGAACAUCAAACAGGUUCUCCCCACUCAGUGAUACACCCACUGAGAAUCCUGUUGAAAGUGCCCUAGUUAUUGGCGAUUCUAUUACACGGAACGUGAAAAUAGAGACACCAGCCACCAUAGUCACAUGUUUGCCGGGAGCCAGAGCACCUGACAUCAAAGCAAAUUUAAAAGUGCUGGCUAAUGCUAAUCGUAAAUACUCUAAGAUUAUUAUUCACGUCGGCACUAAUGAUGUUCGACUUCGCCAGUCGGAGAUCACUAAAAUUAACAUUAAAGAGGUGUGUGAACUCGCAAGUACAAUGUCAGGAGAAGUAAUUUGCUCUGGCCCCCUUCCUGUUCGUCGGAGUGAUGAGAUAGUUAGCAGAUUAUCAUCACUCAAUGGCUGGCUGUCUAAGUGGUGUCCGCAAAAUAAUAUAGGUUUCAUAGAUAAUUGGAAAAGUUUUUGGGGCAGACCUGACCUGUUAAAAAGAGAUGGUAUUCAUCCCUCCCGGGAUGGUGCUGCUCUUCUCUCUAGUAAUAUGGCACAUAGUCUUAGAACUGAAACAUGACAAACUGGGGCCCAGGUCAGAAAGCAGCAGACAAACUGGCUAAACCGACCGUCUGCUAGCUGCCUCACGUUACAGAAGUCAGAAAAUUCAGAUAACUCUCAACACAUAGAAACUCUUACACCUAGAUAUUUUCAAAUAGAGACUGUGUCUGUACCCCGAAUUAGUAAAAACAAAAAACUUCCAAACCCAUUUAAUGGUAAAAAUUUAAUUGAUGUUCAACAAAUAAAAAAUAGAGAUAAUAAUGCUAAACAAAUGAUAAAACUCGGGUUGUUAAAUAUUAGAUCCCUUUCUUCAAAAUCACUUAUUGUUAAUGAUAUUAUCAAAGAUAAUAAUCUAGAUGUGCUGUGUUUGACAGAAACUUGGCUAAAACCGGACGAUUACAUUACUUUAAAUGAGUCUAGUCCUCAAGGUUAUGAUUAUCGACACAAUGCCCGUCAGAAAGGCAAAGGGGGAGGUGUUGCUGUAAUCUAUAGUAAUAUUUACAGUAUUAGUCAGAAGUCUUUCAAAUAUAAUUCCUUCGAAACUAUGGUACUUUACGUAACAUUAUGUAAGUUGACAUUUGUGCUGGCUACUGUAUACAGGCCACCAGGACACAAUACAGACUUUAUCAAAGAAUUUGCUGACUUUCUAUCAGAGUUAGUACUAGCUGUAGGUAAAGUCCUUGUUGUUGGUGAUUUUAAUAUUCAUGUAGAUAAUAAAAAAGACGCAUUAGGAUUGGCAUUUGCAGAUAUUCUAAACUCUAUUGGUGUUAGACAACAUGUGUCAGGACCCACUCAUUGUCAUAAUCAUACUUUAGAUCUAAUAUUGUCACAUGGAAUCGAUAUUGAUGCUGUUGAAAUUCUGCAGCAGAGUGACGACAUCUCAGAUCAUUAUCUAGUCUUGUGUAUACUACAUUUAGUCAAGGCGGCUAAACUGCCUCCAUGCCAUAAAUAUGGUAGAACCAUCACUUCUACCACUAAAGAUUGCUUUAUAAAUAAUCUUCCUGAUCAUUUUCAUCGCCUUAGCAUACCAGACAGCUUAGAAGACCUCGAUGUUGCAACAGAAACUAUUGCCUCUGUCUUUUCCAGCACAUUAGACUCAGUUGCUCCUUUGCGUUUAAAAAAGAUUAAGGAAAUUAAUCCAAUGCCAUGGUACAAUGACCACACUCGGGCCCUAAAGUUAGCAGCCAGAAAAAUGGAGCGCAGCUGGAAGAAAUCAAAACUAGAAGUAUUUCGUAUUUCGUGGAGAGAGAGAAUGAUUGAGUACAGAAAGGCCUUAAAAUCUGCUAGAUCUGCCUAUUUUUCAAAACUCUUAGAAGAAAAUAAACACAACCCUAGGUAUUUAUUUGAUACAGUGGCUAAAUUAACAAGAAAUAAAGCUUCAACUUCUGAUGUUUCCAAAGAGCACAGCAGUAAUGACUUUAUGAACUUCUUUACUUGCAAGAUUGAUAAUAUUAGAGAAAAAAUAAUAACCAUGCAACCGUCUACUACAGUAUCGUGUCAGAUAGUGCAUUGUAGUGUCCCUGAGGAAAAAUUCAAUUCAUUUACUGCUUUAGGAGAGGAAGAAUUGUCUAAACUUGUUAAAUCAUCAAAAUCAACAACAUGUAUGUUAGACCCUAUACCGACUAAGCUAUUGAAAGAAAUGCUUCCAGAGGUCAUAGACCCUCUUCUCAAUAUCGUCAAUUCAUCUUUAUCAUUAGGAUACGUACCAAAAACUUUUAAGCUGGCUAUUAUUAAACCUCUUAUUAAAAAAACCACAACUUGAUCCUAGAGAAUUAGUCAAUUACAGGCCGAUCUCAAAUCUCACUUUUCUGUCAAAAAUACUAGAAAAGGCAGUAUCAUCACAGCUAUGUUCCUUUUUAGAAAGAAAUGGUAUCUGUGAGGAUUUCCAGUCAGGAUUUAGACCGUACCAUAGUACUGAGACUGCUCUCAUUAGAGUUACUAAUGAUUUGCUCUUAUCAUCAGAUCGUGGUUGUAUCUCUCUAUUAGUGUUACUGGAUCUUAGUGCAGCAUUUGACACUAUUGAUCACAAUAUUCUUUUAAAUAGACUCGAAAAUUAUGUUGGCAUUAGUGGAAUUGCAUUGUCAUGGUUCAAAUCAUACUUAUCUGACCGUUAUCAGUUUGUAGUAGUAAACGAAGACAUGUCAUAUCGAUCACAAGUUCAAUAUGGAGUACCACAAGGCUCAGUACUAGGACCGUUACUGUUCACUCUGUACAUGCUACCCUUGGGAGAUAUCAUUAGGAAGCAUGGCGUUAGUUUUCACUGUUACGCUGAUGAUACUCAGCUCUAUAUUUCUUCGCGCCCUGACGAAACUUACCAAUUCACAAAAUUAACGGAGUGCAUAGCUGAUAUAAAAAAUUGGAUGACCAGUAAUUUCCUACUACUAAAUUCAGAAAAAACAGAGAUUCUAAUUUUUGGACCAAAAACUUCUUCACGUAAUAACCUAGAAUAUUGUCUAACACUUGAUGGCUGCUCUGUUAAGUCUUCGUCGUCAGUUAGGAACCUAGGUGUGCUCUUUGAUACCAAUCUUUCAUUUGAAGGCCAUGUUACUAGCAUCUGUAAAACCGCAUUCUUCCAUCUUAAAAAUAUAUCUAAACUACGACAUAUGCUCUCAAUGAAAAAUGCAGAACAGUUAGUUCAUGCGUUCAUGACCUCAAGGCUAGAUUACUGUAACGCUCUACUGGGUGGUUGUUCUGCUCGCCUGAUAAAUAAACUACAGCUCAUACAAAAUGCAGCAGCUAGAGUUCUUACUAGAACCAGGAAGUAUGACCAUAUUAGCCCAGUUCUGUCAACACUGCAUUGGCUUCCUGUUAAACAUCGUAUAGAUUUUAAAAUCUUGCUAAUUACUUACAAAGCACUAAAUGGUUUAGCUCCCCAGUACCUGAGCGAGCUCCUAAUUCAUUAUAGUCCUUCACGUCUAUUGCGAUCUCAGAAUUCAGGCCAGCUGAUAAUACCUAGAAUAUCAAAAUCAACUGCAGGUGGUAGAUCCUUCUCCUAUUUGGCACCUAAACUCUGGAACAAUCUUCCUAGCAUUGUUCGGGAAGCAGACACACUCUGUCAGUUUAAAUCUAGACUAAAAACGCAUCUCUUUAACCUGGCAUACACAUAACACAUUACCAAUUUAUAUUUCCAAAUCCGUUAAAGGAUUAUUAGGCUGCAUAAAUUAGGUCAGCCGGAACCGGGAACACUUCCUAUAACACCUGAUGUACUCGUUACAUCAGAAGAAGAAUGGCAUCUACGCUAAUAUUAGUCUUUCUGUUUAUCCCGAGGUUCACCGUAGUCAACCGGAUCCGGGCCGUAUCCAGGUGAGACCAAGGACCUGCACCUUGACACGACCACAACGCAGCCCUGAAGUAUCAGCAGAGAUUGAGUCAACUAGAUCAUCCCCUGUGAAGGCCUCAUCGACACGACAGCCACGACACAGUUCCUCAACAACCGUCCAUACCGGCGUGAUGAAUACGAUCCUCAAUUGGAUGGAACUGAAAUAAAUACUUUUAAUGUUGCGAUCCUAUUGGACUUAUGAUAGCAACCUGAAUUGUAACAAAGCACUGUUGGCCAGAGGAGAACUGGCACCCCGACUAAGCCUGGUUUCUCCCAAGGUUUUUUUCUCCAUUUUAACACCAAUUUGCCACUUGUCUGCCACCUGAUGUCACCUGAUGGAGUUUGGGUUCCUUGCCGCUGUCGCCUCUGGCUUGCUUAGUUGGGGACACUUGACUUGACAUUUUGAUAUUCAACAGUGCUUUUGAUCUGCCUGCAUUGACACUAUUCUUUAAGAGCUGCUGUGCAGUCAAACAAUGUACCAGUUAUCAAUGUAAAGCUGCUUUGACACAAUCUACAUUGUAAAAAGCGCUAUAUAAAUAAAGGUGACUUGACUUGA
This is a messenger RNA of Ctenopharyngodon idella (grass carp), 4995 nucleotides long. RefSeq lists its product as uncharacterized. Bases 273 to 1139 code for a protein of 288 amino acids. Lineage: Eukaryota; Metazoa; Chordata; Actinopteri; Cypriniformes; Xenocyprididae. The record is from RefSeq and is a predicted model, not a curated record. The transcript has a single exon.